Protopolystoma xenopodis is the source of this 534-nucleotide messenger RNA. Lineage: Eukaryota; Metazoa; Platyhelminthes; Monogenea; Polystomatidea; Polystomatidae. The record is from the annotation of a GenBank genome assembly.
AUGGGCCAGCAUUGCGAAUCUGCACGAAAAAGUCUACAGGGUGAGUUGCUCGCAAUCAUUCGCAAUCGUUUACCGGACCACAUUGAUGCUAGCGGAGUCGAUACGAUCUUGCCCGGUGCGGAUUCAUCUACUGGAACUAGUCUUGCUGAUGAAAUAAUCUGUUACAACCCAACAUCCAUUACUGCCGAGGUUAAAAGUGAAAACGCGAGUCGGGAAGGGGCAUUUGAAUUAUUUUCAACGGGAGGAGACACUUGCGAGGGCAACCUCGCUGGAAAUCUUUUCAUGACGGCUGUAGAAACUGUUCCGGAUCUAUCUCCUCCAUACUCUGCAUCCUCAUUGCUUGUGGGUGCAUCGAAUAAGAUACUGACGACUUGUCCAUCAGAGUAUUCUGAUUCUCCAUCUUCUUCACAGUUUUUCCCUCUCGGUCAGACAAGGCCAUCGCGUUCUCAGAAGUCAAUUUCGGGCCCUGAGGCCAGACAAAGGACACUUAACUCACUGAGCACUUCAGGCGUUGGCUUUCAGGCAUUCGAGUAA